Molecule: messenger RNA, 2069 nt
Organism: Malaya genurostris
Lineage: Eukaryota; Metazoa; Arthropoda; Insecta; Diptera; Culicidae
Product: zinc finger protein OZF-like
Exons: 2
Coding region: 165-1784 (539 amino acids)
Biological process (GO): regulation of transcription by RNA polymerase II
Cellular component (GO): nucleus
Molecular function (GO): DNA-binding transcription activator activity, RNA polymerase II-specific; RNA polymerase II cis-regulatory region sequence-specific DNA binding
Source: RefSeq, a predicted model, not a curated record
UUUCCCAAAAACAGCUCUACCUACAUUUACUUGAAAAAUAUUCAAGAAAAACUGUUUGGAGCUUACUAUUCCUCUAGAUUAGUCUCGGAAAAUUUAAGGUAUUCAAAAAAUUAAACAAAAUUAUAAUCCUACUACAAAACGCUUGAUACUUCAAGCGUCUAAAGAUGCAAGAAGAGUGUAAAAGUAUAUUUGCGGCUUGGAAAGAAACAAUCGCUUCUUGCAAUGAAAUCAAAAAACAUACAACUCUUCAACCUCAAAUGGUUAGCGUUAAGGUCGAGCAGGACUGUCCAGAGCUUAGAGUUAGUAGCAGCUCCACAAAGUUGAUAAAUACUGUUACCUGCCCGGACCAAACUAAUCCACCAAUCGGUGAGUCUAGUCUUGACUGUCGAUGUAAUAUUUGUGGAAAACAAUUUAUCGAUAGCCAUCUGUUUGCUAUUCACAUCAAGAAGCAUUAUCGUAAACCUCGACACAAAUGUACGUUUUGUGAGACAGGAUUUUCGUCGAAAGGGGCUCUUGCAAAACAUAUAACCUCUCACACAGGAGAAAAGCCCUACAAAUGCGACGUAUGCGGUAACGGGUUCUCUCGUGAAAGUAACCUGAGAAAUCAUAUGGGAAUUCACAAUAGCGAAAAGUCACACAUAUGCGAUGUGUGCGGUAGAGCCUUCCGGCGAGAGAAAGACUUGGCGACCCAUAGUGAGGUUCACAGUAAAGAGAAAUCGGUUAAAUGUGAUAUCUGUGGCAAAGAAUUGGUUCGUAGUGCUAGUCUUGCAGCACAUAUGAGAAUUCACGUUGGUGAAAAAAAUCUCAAAUGCCAUGUUUGCGGAAGAGGCUUUGUUCAUUCUUCCAGUCUUGCGUAUCACGUUGGAACGCAUAGCGGCGAACAUGCCUACCAAUGGCAAUGUGACGUCUGUGACAAAAAGUUUACCAACAGCAAGAACCUAUCGGAACAUAAACGAGUUCAUAACGAGGAUUUAUACAAAUGUACAAUUUGUGGCAAACAAUAUCCGUAUGCAAACAAUUUGAAAGAUCAUAUGAACACACAUACUGGAGAGCGAGCCUACAAAUGUGAUGUUUGUGGUAAGGAAUUUAUUAAACGCUACAAUCUCAAUUGUCAUAUGCGCCAUCAUACUGGCGAAAGGCCAUAUAAAUGUGAUGUAUGUGGUAGGCAGUUCCUUUAUAACAGUAGCCUAGAAAGGCACAUCGCGACUCAUAAUAGCGAACGAUCGCACAAGUGCGACAUAUGUGGCAAGCAAUUUUUCCGAAAUACGGAUGUUAUAAUCCAUCGGCGCAUGCAUACCGACGAAAAAGCACACAAAUGUAAUAUCUGCGACAAAGCUUAUCUGGAUUUGCCUCGUUUGAAACGCCACAUGCUUCUAAGUCACAGUGCUGAGAGACCGUUCAAAUGUGAUUUUUGCUCGAAAACAUUCGUAGACAAAACUUCACUUGCGAAUCACGCUCCGGUGCAUUCCGGCGAAACACCGUUCGGCUGUGAAAUCUGCGGUAAACGUUUUAAGCAUCAAUCGUAUCUUCGAACGCAUGCACUUUUGCACACGGGCGAACGUCCGUACCAGUGUGCAGUUUGUGGCAAAGGAUGUAUCACAAAAAGUGUACUAAUCGUACACCAACGCGUUCACACUGGCGAGAAACCGUUCGAGUGUGAGUAUUGCGAAAAAAGUUUCAUUAGCAAAGGAUUGUUGGUACAACACAGGAGAAAGCAUUCGGAGCAAAUGAUUUCGGAAACAAUAUCGUCAGUCGAUGCGCAAGUAGAAGUUCGUAAUGAAUGAUAUUGAAUAUACUGGAUUUAUAGUAUGCGUAGAUCAUAACGAUGAGACGAAUUGAUUCAGUAGAAUUAGAGUGUAUGUAAGUAGCGUGACGACAUCUCAUCUGAAUGAAAAUAAAAAUGUUGGCUACAAAACAAAUUUACUGCUUGCGGCUGUUCAACUUUGGCAGGUCUUUGAUUAGUUUGAAAAAAGAAACGAUUGUUUCUAACUGGGCUGUUUAUGUUACUCUACUUAAAUACUUUCUAAGUUGAACGUAUCGAGGCUUCAAAUAAACGUAUUCAUUCUGAA